This is a messenger RNA of Mastomys coucha (southern multimammate mouse), 4378 nucleotides long. It is a transcript of the gene Kcnn1, whose product is annotated as potassium calcium-activated channel subfamily N member 1. The transcript is spliced from 12 exons. The record is from RefSeq and is a predicted model, not a curated record. Gene Ontology annotation, molecular function: small conductance calcium-activated potassium channel activity; calmodulin binding. Gene Ontology annotation, cellular component: plasma membrane; neuronal cell body; neuron projection. The coding region runs from base 1604 to 3214 and encodes 536 amino acids. Gene Ontology annotation, biological process: potassium ion transmembrane transport. NCBI's taxonomy places the organism in Eukaryota, Metazoa, Chordata, Mammalia, Rodentia, Muridae.
AACACACAUUGUAUUCGGUCCCCAGCGGCGGGGCAGCCCCACUGCGUUACUGAAGUUUUGGGGAUACCCAGUAGAAGGCAUGAAGGACUUCUGUGUUGGGUCCAAAGGUCCUUUCCAGGUGUCUGUGCACAGCUCCCCUUCUCUGGCACCUUUAUUUGAAGUGGACUCAUCCCAGCUGCAGCUUCCUCCCGGCUCCCUAAGUGUCUUUAGGCUCCUUUUUUCUCCUUGGCGAGGAGGAUAAAUGUAUCAGGAAUGGAGGGAGUCGGGGACCUGAAACCAGGGCGAGGUGGCCAGUAGGGACGCCGGUCGGGGAUCACCUUCAGGCUGUGAAUGAGAGGUCGGAGUAGUUGGCACAGAACUGGCCAAAGGGUCCAGAUGCAAAGCUCCGGAAGCUAGACCUGUUUCGAGGGACGCUAGGUUUGGUCAGGAAUCACCCAGGGGGGUCUGGGAAAGACUAUGGGGCUGGGAAAAGUCCGGUUGGUCUCCUCGCUUGCAAGGAGAGACAGGGGAGAUGUGCGGGACAGGAAUGUGACCUGUCGCCAGGCUGUCAAGGUAUUUCUUGAGACAGGGAUUGUAGAGCGUCUAAGAAUCGCGGCUCGAGGACUCCACUCAGGGCGAUAAAAGGCUUAGGGUUCCCCACAGCGAUGGGAGUUCUUUGUCGUCCCUCCCUCGAGCUCUGUUCUGCAGACCCAGAAGUCCCCCUUUCUGCCUCACCGCCCGCUCGAGGCUCCGCGGUGGGAGGGGCGCUCGCAGCCAGCGCCUGUAGCCAGCCCCGCCCGUCCGAGGAAUCCCCGGCCACCGCAGGAGCGCGGCGCUGCUCAAGACGUGCUGCGGGGCUGGGGGGCUGGCGAGAGGGGGACGGCUAUUUUUAGAACGUAUGGAAGAAAUAAAUACAAAAACAAAAAUAACAACGAAAAAUGAUGGAGACUCUUAAAGGCCUCCAGACUCCCAGGAGGAAAUCCCCCUGUCACAGUCCGUGGCAGAAGGAUCUUCCAGCCUGGGCCGCAUAUCAACUGCUGGAGUCUCCCGGCGUCUCUCCUUCUCGACCCUCCCCUGCCCCAGGCUCGGCUUCUCGCUGGAGUGCAGUUCCCUGUGGGAAGCGACAGCUGCUGCACCUGGCUGGGUUGAAGGACAAGGAUUCCCGGUCCUUGUCGCGGCCUCAGUUUCCCCGUCUGUAAACUGCGCGCGUAAAGCCAGCGGACAGGACACCAAGGAUCGCCCCAGCCCUUGGCGUGUCCUCGGCCUCGGCAGGGAUCGCGCUGGGAGCCGCCGCGGAGGGGACACCUGACCGUCCCCAGCGGGCCGCGCGGGUGGGGGUCCGCGCUGCAGCGGCGCGCGCACCUCUGUUCCCACGCCCUUGCCCGGCUGCUUGUUCAGUUCACUUGGCUUUGCUCUCGGGCCGGGACGCAGGGACUCCAGCAGCUGCGGCCGGAGACUGCUGGUGUGAAGAAGAAAAGAGUCACAGGCGGAGCCAUCCCACUUCUGAGGACAACUUCAAGACACCAAAGAACACGGACCUCAGGUCCAUUCAGAAGCCCUGCUGCUGAACCAUGCUGGGCCCCAACGGGCCUGCUGCACGCCCAGCCCACGGAGGCAAGUGGCCAUGAGUAGCCGCAGCCACAAUGGCAGCGUGGGGCGGCCUCUGGGCAGCGGGCCUGGAUUCCUGGGCUGGGAGCCUGUGGACCCUGAGGCAGGCCGCCCCCGACAGCCCACCCAAGGCCCAGGCCUGCAGAUGGUGGCCAAGGGUCAGCCUGCCAGGCUGUCACCCGGUGGCUCCAGGGGCUAUCCCCAAGAGCAGGAGGAGGAAGAGGAAGAGGAAGAGGAAGACAAGACAGACUCGGGGAAGCCCCCGACGGUCAGCCACCGCCUGGGUCACCGCAGGGCCCUCUUCGAGAAACGUAAACGGCUCAGCGACUACGCACUCAUCUUUGGCAUGUUUGGGAUUGUCGUCAUGGUUACAGAAACAGAGCUGUCCUGGGGUGUGUACACCAAGGAGUCACUGUGUUCCUUUGCCCUGAAAUGCCUCAUCAGCCUGUCCACUGUCAUCUUGCUUGGCCUUGUCAUCCUGUACCACGCCCGUGAGAUCCAGCUGUUCUUGGUGGACAAUGGCGCUGAUGACUGGCGUAUCGCCAUGACGUGGGAGCGCGUGUCCCUGAUCUCGCUGGAGUUGGUCGUGUGUGCCAUCCACCCAGUGCCUGGCCACUACCGCUUCACGUGGACGGCGCGACUGGCCUUCUCGCUAGUGCCAUCGGCAGCCGAGGCCGACCUGGAUGUGCUUCUGUCCAUCCCCAUGUUCCUGCGCCUCUACCUGCUGGCUCGGGUCAUGCUCCUGCACAGCCGCAUCUUCACCGAUGCGUCCAGCCGCAGCAUCGGGGCCCUUAACCGCGUCACCUUCAACACGCGCUUCGUCACCAAGACGCUCAUGACAAUCUGCCCCGGCACUGUGCUAUUGGUCUUCAGCAUCUCCUCCUGGAUCGUUGCUGCAUGGACAGUGCGAGUGUGUGAGAGGUACCAUGAUAAGCAGGAAGUGACCAGCAACUUCCUGGGAGCCAUGUGGCUCAUCUCCAUUACCUUCCUGUCCAUCGGCUAUGGAGACAUGGUGCCGCAUACCUACUGUGGGAAGGGCGUGUGCCUACUCACUGGCAUCAUGGGAGCAGGAUGCACUGCACUCGUGGUGGCUGUCGUGGCCCGGAAGUUGGAACUCACCAAGGCUGAGAAACAUGUGCACAACUUCAUGAUGGACACACAGCUCACCAAGCGGGUCAAAAACGCCGCUGCAAAUGUUCUCAGGGAGACAUGGCUCAUCUACAAACAUACCAGGCUAGUGAAGAAGCCAGACCAAGGCCGGGUUCGGAAACACCAGCGUAAGUUCCUUCAGGCCAUCCAUCAGGCUCAGAAGCUCCGGAGUGUGAAGAUUGAACAAGGGAAGGUGAAUGAUCAGGCCAACACGCUGGCUGAGCUGGCCAAGGCACAGAGCAUCGCAUAUGAAGUGGUGUCGGAACUGCAGGCCCAGCAGGAGGAGUUGGAGGCACGCCUGGCCGCCCUGGAGAGCCGCCUGGAUGUCCUGGGUGCCUCCCUGCAGGCCCUACCAGGCCUCAUAGCCCAAGCCAUAUGCCCUCUACCACCGCCCUGGCCUGGGCCUGGUCACCUGGCCGCAGCCACCCAGAGCCCACGAAGCCACUGGCUGCCCACCAUGGGAUCAGACUGUGGGUGAUGGCCUCCUGGUCACUAGACUGCUCAAUCUCAGCCAUUGUGUGGCUACAGCUAACUCCUCGCCAUUCUGGACCUCCGGACUACUGCAUUUACAAGCUUGGUUGGAACUGAGCCGACUGGACUGGCACUCAUUCCUCUGAGGCUGGACCACGGGAAUCCAUGUCCCUUUAGCUGUCCCAAGCCCCAGGAGGGCAGGAGGAGUAGCAGGGGGGCUCAACAUUUCUAAGUAAAUCAGGAGUCUCUAGCCCAUUUUCUGUUUACAUGGCAGGGGGCCAUGAGCAUCUCCCCAGAGGAGGUAGAUGACCUGACCUGAGGAUUCCUGAAUGGGCGGGGACAGGGGUAAGACCGUCACUGCACACGCAUUGAGUACCCGCUGUAUACAGGGACUGAUACAAUGACUUUUCUUCAGGAUCUAUCUAACUGGAGUAAGAUGCAAACAAAUGAAAGUUCAGAGAGGUGAGGCCACUUGCCUGCAGCCACACCGCAAUGGUCUGAGGCAAACGCGCUUGUCAAACGGCAUAAGUGGAUAGAUUCUACUCGGGGAUCCUGAUGUCAAAGUAAGGGCACACCAGAGGGUGAGAGGCCAGGGUUACAGAAUCACCAGGGUCCUGUCAGACCUCAGGUUCCAGACUUUGGGUACCUGGGGAGCACAGACACCUCACAGGCAUAGGUGGCUUGUCAAGAGCAGCCCCUGAUCAGAACAUCAGCCACCUGUCUUGGGAGAUAGUGGACCUGAGCUGGGAUCCCAGAGGCCCAGCUCGGACUCUACAAGCUUGUGGGGAGGAGCUGUGGGGUGGAACUGGGCCGACUUUAUUCCCCUGCUGCUGGGGGGCAUGGACAGGGCAAGUCUGUAUUGGGGAAACAGGCCUAACCCAACCCCCACAUGGGUCAGACAGUAGGUGCUCAAUAAAUGCUCCCUCCUUCCUGAGACUGCCUAUGAGGGCGCGGGAAACAUGGCCCCCAUCCUGUCCCUUCUGAGCCCAGUGUUAGCUCCUGUCCAUCAAGAAGGGGACUGGGAUCAAAACAGGACCGGAAGGAAGAAACAAGGCAGAUCAACGUGACACACGCCUUUAUUCCUAACGCUUGGGAGGCAAAGGCAGGUGGAUUGCAAUGUAUACACAGUAAGACCUGGGGGUGGCACAGAAAUAAACAAGGCUGUAGGUGA